This is a messenger RNA of Daucus carota subsp. sativus, 1700 nucleotides long. Its product is annotated as F-box protein CPR1-like. NCBI's taxonomy places the organism in Eukaryota, Viridiplantae, Streptophyta, Magnoliopsida, Apiales, Apiaceae. The record is from RefSeq and is a predicted model, not a curated record. Gene Ontology annotation, molecular function: protein binding. The transcript has 2 exons. Bases 86 to 1474 code for a protein of 462 amino acids.
ACCUCCCAUUUGGAAACCAUACUCCAUACUUCACCUUUACUCCCUCUAGUCCUCUACAACAAAACCCUAACUCUCUCACUACGAGAUGCCUCCCACCGGAAGAGGCGGCCGGCGAAACCACCUCCGGCGAACCAAACCCAUUUUACCUUCUCACAAUUUAGUGGACCCCACCACCUCAGAACCCCCAAAACCCCACCUCACAGCAAGAACACUACCUCCAGAGCUCCUGCUACAAAUCCUCUACCGCACUGAAGUGAAGGCUCUGGUGAGAUUCAAGUGUGUUUCCAGGUCAUGGUAUGCUCUAAUCAACCACCCCAUGUUUGUCAAAAAGCAUCUCUCUGUUAGUACUAGUAACAAGAGCAAUAGUCAUGUUAUAGUCAAUGCUAAUAAUGCUGGUGGUUGUGGAAAGUCUAUCGUCUUGUUGCGUGUUGAUAAGGAGCCUGUUAGGUUGCUUGAUAUUGAUACUAGUGCUAAAGAUAGGGAUGGGUAUCCUAGGAAGAUUAAUUUUGUGGAUUUUUCGAAGAAGAUGCAUGUUGCGGGCUCGGUUAAUGGGGUUGUGUUGGUUAUGCAUAUUGAUGAGAUGAUGGGGAGGUUUGUUGCGUUGUGGAACCCGGGGAUUAACCAGUGGAAGGCUGUUAAGCUUGAUGAUUUAGGGGGUGAUGAUAUUGAGCGGUCGGCUUUUGGGUUGGGCUAUGAUGAGGGGAAUGAUGAUAUUAAGAUUGUUAGGGUUGUUACUAGGUCUAGUUGUAUGAAUGAGUUUAUUGCGGGUUUUAAGUGGGCUCGGGUUGAGAUUUACUCAGCAAAUCGGGGUUGUUGGAAAGGUGUUGAUCAUGAGGGUGAACUAUUGUUUUGGCCUCGUCAGUAUCAUUGCAACUUUAUUGUAAAAGGUGCUCCUUAUUUCGUUGGAAUGGAUGUCAUGCCGGAUAGUGCGGUAGCAUUUCAGCAUGAGAUUUUGGCACGAUUUGAUCCAUGUACUGGGUUUUAUAAGAAGGUCGAGUAUCCAGAACAUUUUAGGGAGAUGAGUACUUGGGUGCAACCUUUUGAAUAUCAGGACUCUGUUGCUGUAAUGGUUCAAUCUACUCCUGGAUUACUUGAUGAACCAAUGAUUGAUUUGUAUGUGUUGGAUGACGACACUGCCAGUUGGACGAAGAUGUACGCUAUUGGGCCUUUCCCUUAUAAAGAAUUUCAUUAUCCUCGACAGUCCUUUAAAACUGGUGAGAUAGUAAUUGAGGAGCAGUUACAUACUCGGGACUUGUACCUCUAUGAUCCUGAAGCUAGUUAUGUGAGCAGCCUCAUUGGAAUCGACAGUUUGAAACCACUUUGGAUGCAGUCUUACAGUCACACAGAGAGCCUAGUUUCUGUUAAAGGGAUGGAGUUGAUUGGGAGGGAAAACAAAAACAAGAAAAACAAACCCAAAAAGAUUAACAGGAUGGAAGUGUUGUCUAAGGAAUUUGAAUCAGUGUUGCAUGUUUGACAUGGGGCAGGAAGGAUUGAAGCCUUACCGGUCAUUUGGAAGGUGUGGGACUAAUGGAGGAUUUUAAUUAUGAUACUAUUAUCAAAUGUGUAGUUACUCUUAAGUUAUAUGUUUCUUCUGAAUCUGUAAAAGCUUUCUAGCAAAUCUCUUUGAAGGAGGGUAACCAUUUAUGCUUAUUAAACAGACGCUAAUUUUUGUGAUGCUAAUUGAAAUACCUAUGUUAAAC